Artibeus jamaicensis (Jamaican fruit-eating bat) is the source of this 707-nucleotide messenger RNA. Its product is annotated as lysozyme-like protein 1. The record is from RefSeq and is a predicted model, not a curated record. Lineage: Eukaryota; Metazoa; Chordata; Mammalia; Chiroptera; Phyllostomidae. The transcript is spliced from 5 exons. Gene Ontology annotation, molecular function: lysozyme activity. The coding region runs from base 210 to 707 and encodes 165 amino acids.
GGUCUGACGAUCAAGUCUAGAACCUCAGCUUCUUCAGCCCCGGCUUGGCCGUGAGAACUUCCAUCAUCGGGUCAUCUUACUUCUCUCAGUUCAGCCCUCUCUGACGCUCCAGCAACUGAUGCUCCUUUUUGCCAUCCCUCCCCCAAUGUCCAGUGCUCAUCUCCACUGGGGUGUCAGCUUCUUGAAGACCUGAUGACAUCUCAUGUAUCAUGUGGACCCUUCCAGCACUUGCCAUGGUUCUGCCUUCCACGGGCCCCAGGAUGAAGGCUGCCAGCAUCUUGGCCCUGAUUGGCUGUCUGGCCACAGUCACUGAGCCCAAAAUCUACCCUCGCUGUAAACUGGCAAAGAUAUUGUUGAGGGCUGGCAUGGACAAUUUCCAGGGCUUUAGCCUUGAAAACUGGAGCUGCAUGGCAUACUAUGAGAGCCGCUACAACACCACAGCUCAGAAGGUGCUGAAGGACGGAAGCAUCGACUACGGCAUCUUUCAGAUAAACAGUUACAUGUGGUGCCGACGUGCGGAACUAGAAGAGAUGAACUACUGUCGUGUUGCCUGCUCCGCCUUACUCACUGAUGACCUGACAGAUGCAAUUAUCUGUGCCAAGAAAAUUGCUCAUGAGACCGAAGGGAUGAACUAUUGGCAAGGCUGGAAGAAGCACUGUGAGGGCAGGGACCUGUCCAAGUGGAAACGAGGAUGUGAGGUUCCAUGA